Rasamsonia emersonii CBS 393.64 is the source of this 1506-nucleotide messenger RNA. RefSeq lists its product as uncharacterized. The transcript has 4 exons. Bases 1 to 1506 code for a protein of 501 amino acids. NCBI's taxonomy places the organism in Eukaryota, Fungi, Ascomycota, Eurotiomycetes, Eurotiales, Trichocomaceae. Gene Ontology annotation, cellular component: mitochondrion. The record is from RefSeq and is a predicted model, not a curated record.
AUGCGCAUGUCAUCUCUUCACUCUAAUGCACCGGCCCAUUCGUUGGAGGACACGAAAAAGAUAAUCGUAAAAGCGUUCGAUGGCCUCCCCUUUGAAGACAUUUUUGAAGAAUUCCAGGAAGAACCAUUGGGGGUAGGGGCUAUUGCGCAGGUCUACAAGGCGAAAUUGAAACCGAAUCUGGCGGCACGGAGAGAAGAGGAUUUGACCGAGGAGCCCCAAGAUCUACGGGCUAAAGUCCGGAAGAAUGUCGAUGUCCUAGUCAAGAGCUCCCCCCAGCGAGUUCCGUCGUCGUACGUGGCCAUCAAGGUUCUCCAUCCCCACGUGGACCGUAUUGUUCACAGGGACUUGUCCAUCAUGGCCUUCUUCGCGGCCCUUAUCAACAUGAUUCCCACGAUGGAAUGGUUGUCAUUGCCGGACGAGGUGCGACAAUUCGGAGAGAUGAUGAAGCUUCAGCUCGACCUGCGGAUCGAAUCCACGAAUCUGGCCAUCUUCCGGGAGCAUUUCAAAGCACGCACUACGGCAUGGUUUCCGUACCCUUACAAGGAAUACACGACGCGAGAGGUCCUUGUCGAAGAGUUCGCGCAAGGGAUUCCUCUGGAGACUUUCCUGGACAAGGGGGGUGGGGUCUACCAGCGAGAAAUCGCACAAGAGGGACUUGACGCUUUCCUUCAUAUGCUUCUGAUUGACAAUUUCACCCAUGCGGAUUUGCAUCCAGGGAAUAUCAUGGUGCGAUUCUACAAACCGAGUCAGCUGGACUUGUCUCUGCGCGUACCCACCCGUGCAGUCGAGGCGACGUCGAGGGCAGAGGCAGAUGUGAUGGAGGACGUUCUGGGACGUCUUCGACCUCACACCCAUGAUCCUGAGGCAUGGAAGGCUGCUUUGGCCAAGUUAGAAUCGGAAGGCUAUCGGCCGCAACUGCUUUUCAUCGACACCGGCCUCGUCACUCAGCUUAACGACAGGAAUCGCCGAAACUUCCUGGAUCUGUUCCGUGCCAUCGCGGAAUUUGAUGGAUACCGGGCAGGUCAUCUCAUGGUGGAGCGCUGCCGGCAACCGGACGCGGUCAUCGAUGCCGAAGUGUUCGCGUUGAAGAUGCAGCACCUUGUUCUGGGUGUCAAAUCACGAACGUUUGCGCUGGGAAAUAUCAAGAUCGGCGAUGUCCUCAGCCAAGUCUUGCAGAUGGUCCGGGAGCACCACGUCCGCUUGGAAGGGGAUUUUGUCAAUGUCGUCAUUUCGAUUCUGCUGCUAGAGGGAAUUGGCCGGAAUUUGGAUCCGGAUCUGGAUCUCUUCAAGAGUGCCCUUCCUAUAUUGCGACAACUCGGUUCCGGGACGACCUUACUCAAGUCCGUCCGUCACGGCGACACUUCCAUGUUACGCGUCUGGGUCGGCCUCGAAGCCCGCACGUUCCUGCAGGCCAGCGUAGAGAGCGUUGAGAUGACGUACGGAUGUUUUGGUGUAUGGAAGGCAUUGGAUAUAACACAAUCACAGAGAGGAAGGAACAUCAAAUAG